AUGAAAGAACCAACCCCCCAGGACCUCACAACCCUCGCCCACACCCUAGCCCACGACAACCAUGCCCUCCGCACCCGCAUGCAAUCCUUCGCAGCCUCUGACCCAAUCUUCAUCCCCCGCUACGACCUCCCCCUCCCCGUCACCCGAGAACUAGCCCACCAACGUCUCCAUCGCCUCGCCUCCCAAAACUUUCUCUCUGUCUUUGACUUUGAAACGGACCCGCUGAAGAUCUUUGCGGCGCACGAGAUGGCGGGGAUCAUGGACCAGUCAAUGGCGACAAAGAUGACGGCAGCGGUGGAUGCGACAUGGGCAGUAGUGUUCGCACAAACGUUCGUCAAUAACAAAAACGAAGGCGUCCACGCCAUCCUCGUCCGAAUUCGUGAAUCUGACUCUCACCGCACAGUCUCCAAGGGCGUCACUAUCCAGGACAUGGGUGUCAAAAUGGGCUGUAAUGGGGUCGAUAACGGGAAACUCUUCUUUGACCAUGUCCGUGUUCCUGCCGAGAAUCUUUUGAACCGGUAUUCGAAUGUCGACCGCCGCACGGGGCAGUUCUCAUCCUCUAUUUCCAGUCGACGCGGUCGGUUCCUGAAGGUGGCAGACCAAUUAUUAUCAGGACGCCUGGCGAUCUCGUCGCUUUGUCUGGGUGGGACAAAAGUGUGUCUGACUAUCGCAUUCAGAUACGCACACAGUCGACUCUGUGUAGGACCCGAGGGAAAAUCAGACACGCCGAUUAUGGUCUACCAACUCCAACAACGGGCCCUCUUGCCGCUUUUCGCCCAGACGGUCUGUCUUAACUUUGGACUCAAUUACUGUAAACGACGGUGGUCGGCCUUGUCUCUUCGUGCACACCAACAAUACCAACAGGAGCAGGAAUCAGGAUACAAGGCGAAGAACAAGGACGAUCAUGAUGAGGAGGCGGAGGAGGUGGUCCGACUCUGCUGUGUGAUCAAGCCCCUGAUCACCUGGAACGCCGAACGGAUCGCAACCACCUGUCGGGAACGCUGUGGCGGGCAAGGGUACCUGUCUGUGAACCGGUUCGGGGACAUGAUCGGAUACGCCCAUGCAGGGAUGACGGCCGAAGGUGACAACAGUGUUCUGAUGCAAAAGGUCGCCAAGGAGCAAUUGGCGCUGUUACAGAGACAGCACAAGUCAAAGGGUGAGACUUUGGAGCAGUGGUUCAUGAAACUCAGAAGAAUGACUCUUGAUAUCGAAUCGUUGGAAGGGUUGCUCGCUCUUCUCCGUCUACGCGAAGCUGGAGUCUUUUAUGAGCUUGGCUCGACGCUCGAGUCGAAGCUGGCAAAGGGCAAGCCGCUGUUCCAAGUUUGGAUGGGCGAGGAAUCCGAUACUAUCCAAUCUGCGGCCAAGGCCUUUGGCGAACGAGUGUGUUUUGAGCAGACUCUCGAUAUCAUCCACACCCUCGACCACGAUCCAAGGACGAUCUUGGAAACACUGCUACGACUUUGGGGAUUGACUCUAGUAGAGACCUACCUGUCAUGGUUCCUCACCCGCCAACUGAUGACCCUUCAGACAGGACUACUCGUCCCUCUGCGUGCUCGGGAGGCAGUGGCGUCAAUUGGCGAGCACAGUCUUACACUGUGCGGGAUCUUGGGCGUCGACGAGCGGCUUUUAUUCGCACCGAUCGCUGGCGACUUGGGAGGCUGGGAGGAGUACAACCGUUCCGACAACCAUGGCGAACUGCUAGAGAAGAGUCUACUCGAUAAAGCAGGAUUCAAACCACACAACGCAUUCGGACGCUCCAAGUUGUAA
Linnemannia hyalina is the source of this 1767-nucleotide messenger RNA. The record is from the annotation of a GenBank genome assembly. Lineage: Eukaryota; Fungi; Mortierellomycota; Mortierellomycetes; Mortierellales; Mortierellaceae.